Molecule: messenger RNA, 1920 nt
Organism: Aspergillus alliaceus
Lineage: Eukaryota; Fungi; Ascomycota; Eurotiomycetes; Eurotiales; Aspergillaceae
Exons: 6
Coding region: 1-1920 (639 amino acids)
Molecular function (GO): protein binding
Source: RefSeq, a predicted model, not a curated record
AUGUCGUCGCACAGGCAUCAAUCAUCGCUUGAGGGAGUCCUGGAUUUUUCAGAACCCUUCUCACUCACUCCACAACAAUCUUAUUCCGCGAAGAGGCUCCUUGAUAUAUUCAUCAAGGACUAUGGACUCGACCGAGCAACGGAAAGGGGCUAUAAGCCUGCGAAAUUAAUAUGCACUACGCUUGAUCAUAUCAUUGCAAAAGACACAUUCUUAUCUUUUUUUUUGACAUAUCUUCAUGAAAACUUGACUGACCUAACGUCAAACAUUACGUUGGCCUUAUCGUACUUCGAGGAUAUCGUUUCUCGAGAGCCAGCUCCGCGAAGCGAUGUGAUGAAUGCUCUUGAAGCGUUUGCAGACUACAUGGUUACGCAGUUCUUCCUUCCGCUCAGAGCCUCGUCCGUUAAGACACCGCAGCCAACGCCUACCACCCUGUCCGCAAUACAAGCAUCGACCGCCGUUGGCACCAAACAGCGCAUAUCGUUUUUGAGACGCGACUGCCUCAUCCGCGAUCGCCAUCGAUGCGUUGUAUCUCGGAAAUUUGACAUAACCGAAGCUAGAAGACGACUUGCUAACAACGAAAAGUGUGAAGAUGACAAUGGAAAGCUCCUCGAGACCGAACCACGUGAUAACUUCCAGUAUCUGGAAGUCGCCCAUAUACUGCCUCAUUGCCUAACAAAGGUUGCUUCUGCAGAUGGGGAUCUGACCGAUUCAAAGAGGAGUGUACUCCGGAUUUUAGAUAUGUUUGACCCUGGUAUCACUCACCUCAUUGAUGGCCCCAACAUCGACAGCCCAUCCAACGCUCUCACAUUAACGCUUGAGAACCACCGGCUCUUUGGUGAAUUCCAAAUAUAUUUUGAAUCCACGGACAGACCUCAUGAAUAUAAGAUUUACUCCGUCGAGAGCGGUUUUCUAAGCGACCCUUUCUUCCCUGUCACUCGCGCCUUAACACGGAGCCCUAACGAUACGAUUAAUCUGCCAUCUCCUCGGCUUCUCAGCAUCCACCGUGCCAUCGCACAUAUUUUGAAACUCAGUGGCGCGGGCGAAUAUAUAGAGAAGAUUGUUCGAGACUUGGAACAGGUGACGGUGGAAGCAGAUGGGUCAACCAAUUUGGGUGAUAUACACCUGGUUGGAAUCUUGAAAUCUCUAUUAAGCGAGAAUAUCUUCAUCAAUCCAUACUCCGCACAGCGUGCCUUCCCUGAACUUUUCCCCGAAGCACAGAACAGCCAGACGGCACUGCAGACACCCACUAGAGGAACACCUCAAGAUUCGUUCGGUAUGGAAGGACCUUCGAGGGAAUUAUUGGACUCCUUUAAAAUGCUCUACUCCAGUGGACAGUAUUCUGAUCUCACUAUCUCCUCCAACAAGAAGGAUUAUCGUGUACACAGGGCCAUCGUGUGCCCCCGGUCUAGCUUCUUUAGUACAGCCCUGCGCGGAGAUUUUAAGGAGGGACAUGAGGGAACAAUAAGCCUUCAAGAAGAUGAUCCUCAAAUCGUUGAUAUCAUGAUUAACUACUUUUACCACCUCGAUUACAAUGUAUUCUCACAAGAAAAUGGAAUGGAUAGUCAGAACCCUAGGUUAGAGAUCUUUGAGGUACCACAGGCGCAUUCCUCCUUAACAAUCCAUGCUAAGGUCUACUGCCUUGGAGAAAAGUAUCUCAUCAGUAGCCUUAAGGCUCUUGCACUUCAAAAGUUUAAAGCAACGGCUAGAGAGCAAUGGGAUGUCAAUGAUUUCCUUGAGGCGGCAAAGCAGGCCUACACAUCUACAAUAGAGACUGAUCGAGGACUGAAGGAUGCCGUGAUAGCAGUGCUUUAUGACCAUUCUGAGUUACUGGACCGUGAAGAAGCACAGUUUGUGUUCAAGGAGUUGAAUAUGUUGACAUAUGACCUCCUGAUGUAUAUACACGGAAAAGACAGGUUCUAA